This is a messenger RNA of Cygnus olor (mute swan), 1463 nucleotides long. RefSeq names its product solute carrier family 25 member 21 (gene SLC25A21). NCBI's taxonomy places the organism in Eukaryota, Metazoa, Chordata, Aves, Anseriformes, Anatidae. The coding region runs from base 1 to 1392 and encodes 463 amino acids. The record is from RefSeq and is a predicted model, not a curated record. The transcript has 10 exons.
AUGGCACCCCUGAUCCUUCCUGGAAGUAGAGCACAGGGGAAUUUGUGGGCGUUCGCCGUGUUGAGAGCAGGACUGCAAGAAGCGUGUGCUGUAAAGCCCCAAAAGGGGAGCGAAAGCCCAAGGUGUGUGGUGACAGACCUUCCCCGUCAGUCCCCUGACAGGACACGACCGCCGCCCCAGCGCGGGGGAUGCCGGCGCCUGCUGCUCCGCUCUCCGGGCUGGCAGCGGGUGGAGAGCCCGAUCCCGGCCGCCACCAGCAGGAGCUGCGAGCCCAGCCCUGCCCUCCACCCGCGGGCUGCCGAAGGCCGCAGCGCGGGGCUCGGCCCUGCCCUGCCCCGCCGCGGUCCCCCCGCCGAUAACCGCGGCCCCCCCGGCGAUAACGGCGGCCCCCGCCUCCCCCCGGCUCUGCCCCCUCCCGCCCCGCGCCAUCUCGGCCCCGGCUCGGCAGCCGCUCUCCGGCCGCCCGUGCCCGCCCCGCGGCUCAACAUGGCUCGGCAGCCCGCGGGCUUUCUUCAGGAGGCCUCUCACCAAAUCGCCGCCGGAGGCUCGGCGGGUCUUGUAGAAAUUUGCCUGAUGCAUCCCCUUGAUGUAGUGAAAACAAGGUUCCAAAUUCAAAGAGGGAAAACUGAUCCGACCAGUUACAAGAGCCUGGGGGACUCUUUUAGGACUAUUUUCCAGAGAGAAGGAUUGCUUGGCUUCUACAAAGGAAUAUUCCCUCCCAUCUUAGCUGAGACACCCAAAAGGGCGGUGAAGUUUUUCACCUUUGAACAAUACAAGAAGCUACUAGCAUAUGCAUCAUUACCACCAGGACUGGCAUUUGCAGUUGCUGGCUUGGGAUCUGGAUUAACAGAGGCAGUUGUGGUUAACCCCUUUGAAGUAGUAAAGGUUAGCUUACAGACCAAUCGGAAUGCCUUCACAGAGCAACCAUCUAGCUUUGUUCAAGCUCGGCAGAUCAUUAAAACCAAUGGUUUGGGCCUCCAAGGACUCAACAAAGGUCUUACUGCAACACUGGGCCGUCAUGGAGUUUUUAACAUGGUUUACUUUGGAUUCUACUUCAACGUGAAAAACAUUCUUCCAGUCAAUAAAGAUCCAAAUUUGGAGUUUUUAAGGAAAUUUGGAAUUGGUCUAGUCUCAGGAACAAUAGCCUCAAUUAUUAACAUUCCUUUUGAUGUUGCAAAAAGUAGGAUUCAAGGACCACAGCCAGUUCCUGGAGAGAUCAAGUACAGAACCUGUUUUAAAACUAUGGCAACAGUCUAUAAAGAGGAAGGAUUUCUGGCUCUGUACAAAGGCUUGGUUCCCAAGAUCAUGAGGCUUGGUCCAGGUGGCGCAGUGAUGCUUUUGGUUUAUGAAUACGUUUAUGCAUGGCUUCAGGACACAAUUGACUCCAAGUAGUGCUUCUGAAAAAUGUACUCUUUAAAACUAUAUGCAUUCUAAAAUACAUUUUAAUAAAGUCAAAGUGAUUC